This is a messenger RNA of Laccaria bicolor S238N-H82, 2928 nucleotides long. RefSeq lists its product as uncharacterized. The annotation marks the transcript as partial. The transcript is spliced from 13 exons. Gene Ontology annotation, cellular component: cytoplasm. The record is from RefSeq and is a predicted model, not a curated record. Gene Ontology annotation, molecular function: saccharopine dehydrogenase activity. NCBI's taxonomy places the organism in Eukaryota, Fungi, Basidiomycota, Agaricomycetes, Agaricales, Hydnangiaceae.
AGACCAUUAAUCAGUCACUCGAGUCUUAACCUCUAUCCCUUCCACAGCCGAGAGGAUCCGGAGAGAAUAUGGGAGCGUCGAGUGCCUCUCACACCAGAUGCAGUAUAUCAUUUGGUGUCAAAGCACAAUGUUGAUGUUCAAGUCAUGCCCUGCCACAGGCGGGUGUUCCCCAAUCAAGAAUACGAGAAGGCCGGAGCCCGUGUAGAAUCUAACCCCACACUUUCAAACAUUGUACUUGGCAUCAAGGAAACGCGGCUAUCCGAGCUCAAGGACCAACUUGCGAACUUGAGCCGCAACCCCCUUGACACGACAGCAUACAACGACCAAACUCACCUAAUGUUCUCCCACACGGCAAAGGGACAGCCCUAUAAUACCCCGCUGCUUUCUCAAUUUGUCGCCCCUCUCGAUGAAACGGAAACCACGAAGCUUCUGCGCCCCCGUUUGAUUGACUAUGAGCUGCUGACGAAUGGAACUGAUGGCAAGCGGACGGUUGGCUUUGGCUGGUUUGCUGGGGUGGCCGGCGUGCUCGAAUCACUUUCGUCAAUGGCUCAUUCACACCUAGAGAUCGGUGUAGCGUCACCUUUCCUAUAUACCCCUCGGCCACACACUCUCCCGUCAUUGGAACGCCUUCGCGCUGCUUUGCGCGAAAUUGGCGACACAAUAUCAAAGUCGGGAACUCCUCCUAAACUGGGCCCCUUCGUGAUUGGUCUCACAGGGCGGGGAAAUGUUGCAGAAGGAUGCUUGUUCAUGCUUUCUGAAUUACCUAUCCAGAUGGUCAACGUCGCGGAUCUCGACGAUCUUAUCUACCUCAUACACGCCAAACCAGAGGACUACUUUAUUGGGGUGGAUGGGAGCCCUUACGACCGAGCGCGUUAUUAUGCAUCACCGCAGUCCUAUAUCUCCGUUUUUGCGGAAAAGGUCGCACCCUACCUUACUCUUUUCCUGAAUGGCACAGGAUGGUCACCCUCUUUCCCCCGGCUGAUGACCAACGAACAGCUAACCGUUGCUCUUGAACGUGCCCGGCAGCUAGGCGGAGCUCGAUUCACCAAUAUCGGCGACAUCAGCUGUGACGUCGAGGGCGGCCUUGAGUUUAUGACGAAAGCAACGACACUCUCUGCGCCAUUCUUCAAGACAAGGCCUACCUGCCUCCCAGCAGAGUAUCCUCCUGUUCAAAUUAUGUCUGUGGAUAUCCUCCCGGCAUCUAUACCCCUCGAUGCUUCUCAGCAUUUCUCACGAUCUCUGCUUCCCUACCUUGAAAGUCUUAUUGGGACCUUUGACGGGUCGAAGAAUGACGAGUUCACUGCAGCCCUCGAGAAGGCUACCAUCGCUAAGGAAGGAAAACUUGCGGACAAGCACUUGUGGUUGCAAUCUGCAGUCAAUGCGAUCGCCUCAACACCACGGGCUGAGCCAGAAACAACUGCGGUCCCCCAGUCACCUCGAACCAAAAAGAAAGUUUUGAUGCUAGGCAGCGGCAUGGUUGCAGGUCCUGCGGUUAACACAAUUGCCAAGAGGGGGGAUGUUGAGCUCGUCAUUGCGAGCAAUUCGCUUCAGGAACUUCAAACCCUCGUCGGAUUACAUCUGAAUGUGAAAUACCGAAUCAUUGACGUGUCAAAGACAUCAAGUUAUGAGCACCUUGUCAAAGAUGCUGAUGUCGUCAUUAGCCUCUUGCCCGCCACCAUGCAUGCUGAUGUUGCUGAGCUAUGUGUUCUUCACCGUAAGCACAUGGUGACCGCGUCUUACACUUCCGACGAAAUGAACCUGCUGAACGAUCGUGCUAUUCAUGCAGAUGUUCUCCUAUUAAAUGAGAUCGGUCUUGAUCCAGGUAUUGACCACUGUUCUCAUCUCGACCUAGUCUCCCGGCUUCAGCAGAAGAACAAAGAGGUUGUCUCUUUUAUCUCCUUCUGUGGAGGACUUCCGGCACCCGAGAACUCCAACGUUCCGUUGCGAUACAAAUUCAGCUGGAGGCCACAUGGGGUUCUCACUGCAGCUUUGAACUCGGCUCGAUACAAAAUUAACAAUAGCGUACACUCUGUCUACGGCGAAAAGCUUCUCCGUAGCCAAUUCCCUAACGUGCCAAUCACCGACGAAUUCAAACUCGAAGGACUUCCGAAUAGAGACAGUUUAAUUUACAAUAAGCCCUAUGGAAUUUUUGGCGAAAGAACUAUGCUUCGUGGUACGCUGCGGUACCCCGGAUUCUCAAACUUAAUGGACUCGUUUGUUUCACUGGGGCUCCUUGAGCGGAACGAGACAAUUUGGCUUGAAGGAUGGACAAGUCUGGUGUCACAGGCGAUGAGCCUUCGCUACCCGUCUCAAAUUGACCCUCCCGACAUCAAGGAGGUCAUACGACCCAGUCAACUUGAGGCUCUCACCGAGGCGCUGGAAUGGCUCGGUCUUGCCCCACCCACCAUCUUUUCUCUAUCAAGAGUUCGAAUGCCCACACUCCCCGACGGUCCCAUGACACCUCUGGAUCUUUUUGCGUAUCUCCUCAGCGAAAAAUUACGCUAUGCUCCACACGAGCGGGACAUGGUCGUCCUAUCACACGAAGUCAUCACACGAGAGAAAGGCCUGGGUCCCAGGGCGCCAGAAACGGUGUAUACAUCAUCCCUGAUCACCUUUGGAGGCAUUGAAGGUUCAGCGAUGGCGCGUACAGUUGGAAUUCCUGUGGCCAUCGCCGCCCUGAACGUUCUAGAUGGCAAGGUGCACUUGAGAGGCGUUGUAGGCCCCACGCAUCGAAGCAUUUACGAGCCGGUGCUCAGCGGACUUGAGGAGGCGGGGCUAGGAAUGAAAGAGACAGCGCGGACGAUCCGAAGUGGGCUGGCUGAUACCAUCGAGAAGACCUUGAUUGUGGGGGAGGGUUCGAGGAAAAUGGAAUACGCUUUGGACGGGGAUCUAGCAACGAACCACGCCAGGAUGGAAAGCAGUUUGUAA